This is a messenger RNA of Zalophus californianus (California sea lion), 803 nucleotides long. RefSeq lists its product as uncharacterized. The coding region runs from base 534 to 797 and encodes 87 amino acids. The record is from RefSeq and is a predicted model, not a curated record. The transcript is spliced from 4 exons. NCBI's taxonomy places the organism in Eukaryota, Metazoa, Chordata, Mammalia, Carnivora, Otariidae.
UGAAUGACUGUGGGAACAAAAAUCACAGGAAGACAAAUUUCAGCUCAGAGAGGAAGGGCUGUGACCCUCUGGCCAUUGAGUGACUUGGCCAAAGCCACUCACACAUCAAGUACUUCUGUAGUCUGCUCCAUCUAGGCUAGGAUCGCUCUGGAGACCUAUUCCUCCUCAGACCAGAGUCAUACAAGUGGCAGCAGUGCAGAGGGCAAAGAAAAGUAGACUGGGAAAACCGUACUGGAUAACGUCCCAAAGCUCUUAUCUUGCUGCCUGAGACUGAGGUCUCCAGGGAGAAAGCUCCAAAAUCUGACUCUACCCCCACAAAAGAGGGUCCCGUGCUCCGUCCGCAUCCUAGUUAAUAAGGCCUGACUCCGCCCCUUUAGUGACAGAUGGACCCUGGCUCCACCUCCAGUGACACUUUGACUCCUCCUCUGAAGAAGAAACGCUCAGACUUCGCCUCUUCCGGGUAAUAGGCAAGCCCCACCCCUGGAGCGCGACGGAGUCCCUAUGACGUAACGGAGACGUUCGGAGCCCAGGACAUGUCGGGAUUGAGGAGAUACGAGGUGGCGCUGGAGGCGGAGGAGGAGAUCUACUGGGGUUGCUUCUACUUUUUCCCCUGGCUGCGCAUGUGGCGGAGGGACAGGAGCUCGGCGCAUUCCCGGGAGCAGAAGCUGGAGCCUCUACGAGGCCUGAUGAGCUGUCUGUCAAGCGGCCUGGGCCCUGCCCCCCAGCGUUCGGGUCGCGGCCUCCCCCGCCGCACCCCCACCGCCACUGCCCAGCCAGCCGGUGCAUUAAAGAUUUAAACCGAA